ACAGUUCUACUACAAAGGCGCACAUGUGGGUAAAGAGAAAAGUGCCAAAGCUGCAAUGCAAGAGAAAGGGCUAAAAUUGAAUCAUCGGCAUUCAGCGGCACAAUGCUACGCCAUACUCAUGCUCCUCGCCGGCGCCGCCGUGCAGACCCGAUCUGCCGGGCCGAUAAAGACGGUGGUGAUCGUUGUGAUGGAGAACCGAUCUUUCGACCACAUGCUGGGGUGGAUGAAGCAGCUGAACCCGGAGAUCAACGGCGUUGAUGGGACCGAGUGGAAUCCAACUUCGACGGCCGAUCCAAAAGCGUCCCGAGUCUACUUCAAGAAUAGGGCACAUUACCUGGACCCUGAUCCCGGCCACUCUUUUCAGGCGAUCCGGGAGCAGAUCUUUGGAUCUAAUGAAACAUCGGCAUCGCCGGCGCCGAUGAACGGAUUCGUCCAGCAGUCGGAGUCGAUGUCGGCCAACAUUACGGGGGCGGUGAUGAAUGGGUUCCCACCGCAGAUGGUGGCGGUCUAUCAGGCGCUGGUAUCGGAGUUCGCCGUCUUCGACCGGUGGUUUGCAUCGGUGCCAGCGUCCACACAACCUAACCGCCUUUAUGUGCAUUCGGCUACCUCUCACGGAGCAACCAGCAACGAUGCCCGUUUACUAGAGCAAGGAUUCCCACAGAGAACAAUUUUUGACAAUAUUGAUGAGGCCGGACUCUCUUUUGGCAUCUACUACCAAAACCUUCCUACAGUACUGUUCUAUCGAAAUCUUCGCAAACUUAAGUAUGUCACAAAGUUCCACUCUUAUGAUAGUGAAUUCAAGAGUCAUGCAGGAAGAGGCAAGCUCCCUAAUUAUGUUGUCAUCGAACAGCGCUAUAUGGACUCCAAGCUCAGACCUGCAACUGACGAUCAUCCUUCCCAUGAUGUCUACCAAGGCCAGAUGUUCAUAAAGGAAUUAUAUGAAACUCUUCGAUCGAGUCCCCAAUGGAACGAAAGUCUCCUUAUAAUCACUUAUGAUGAGCAUGGGGGCUUCUAUGAUCAUGUUCCCACUCCUGUUAGGGGUGUCCCAAGUCCUGAUGGAAUUGUUGGCCCCAGUCCUUUCAACUUCAAAUUUGAUCGCUUAGGUGUAAGGGUGCCUACCAUCAUGGUCUCUCCUUGGAUCGAAAAGAGCACUGUUGUUCAUGGCCCGAGCGGUUCGCCGACACCGACAUCAGAGUACGAGCAUUCAUCAAUUCCGGCAACGGUGAAGAAAAUUUUUGAUCUCCCUUCCCCAUACCUGACUAGGAGGGAUGCUUGGGCUGGAACUUUUGAAGGCAUUCUGCAAACUAGAAUUGAACCUAGAACCGACUGUCCAACUCAACUCCCAACCCCAGUAAAAAUCAGGAAAACUGAAGCCAUGGAGGAUGCGCCGCUGAGCGAAUUCCAGCAGGAGCUCGCACAACUUUCGUCGGUGCUCACCGGCGAUCACCUGUUGAAAAACUUCAAAGGCACCAUCAAGAAAAUGACCGUUAAGCAAGGGCAGGAAUAUGCAGAAGGCUCAAUCAAACGUUUCCUUAAUGCAGGAUUGGCAGCAAAAAUGAUGGGCGUCGAAGAAAACCAAAUCGUGAAGAUGAGACCAUCGCUCACUACCAGACCAAUCUCCUCAACUCGGACUACUCCUUGAAAUUAU
Molecule: messenger RNA, 1648 nt
Organism: Phalaenopsis equestris
Lineage: Eukaryota; Viridiplantae; Streptophyta; Magnoliopsida; Asparagales; Orchidaceae
Product: non-specific phospholipase C2-like
Exons: 4
Coding region: 56-1642 (528 amino acids)
Biological process (GO): phospholipid catabolic process
Molecular function (GO): hydrolase activity, acting on ester bonds
Source: RefSeq, a predicted model, not a curated record